Molecule: messenger RNA, 690 nt
Organism: Prorocentrum cordatum
Lineage: Eukaryota; Dinophyceae; Prorocentrales; Prorocentraceae
Source: the annotation of a GenBank genome assembly
AUGGCGCAACUCCCUGAACCCUACCAGGGCUCCCUCGUGCUCAGUGACCGCUGGCACAGGAAGGAUCGGCGGUUCAGUAGCCGAGGCGCGACAGCGGGGCAUCUGUCGCCCGACCUGCCCGAGAUCUACGAGGGCUUCCUGUGCACCUCUCGUACGGCAUCGGCGCGGGAGCCGGCCAGGGGCGGCCUUGGCCAAGAGCAGGACUGCAUCCAUCCACCUGUGGCAACGUGGCCAGAUCGCUGCAGUUGGGUGCUGCACUCCCCGCAGAUGCGGGAGGCAGGCUUCCGCCUCCGCCUCGCGUCCGGGGUGAACCCCGCGGCUCGCGCGUCUGGGGCUACCAACGCCUCACCCACGCAGGCAACCUUUGCCGCUCGCCACCAAUCGGCGGAACUCGCCAUGCGCAGUGAGGACCUCGUGGCAUCUGUCACGACGGGGCUGAACGGCGCGGCUGUCGAAGGCACCCUCUACUCGCUGCUGUCGGUCCCCGAGUUCCGCGCGCGCAGCCACCACGCGGGCCUGGAGGGCAUGCUCAGGUCCAUUCACGCACAGGCCGCCAGCCUGGGGGACGAGCUGUCGACCAGGCAGAUCGAGUACCUGCUGGAGCAGCUCCACCCGAGCCCCGAGGCGGAGACCGAUGGAGGCGACAGCGGGGAGGACGACGAGGACGACGACGAGAACUUCCUGGAGGAG